UGUCCCUCUCCCGCGGCUGGUUGCGGGCGGGUGUGCGGUCCCCGGCGCCCCUGCGCGGCCGGCCUCCUGCCCCGCCCGGAGCCGCGCUCGAGGACGGCUGAGGCCGCAGGAACGGAAAAGAUCAGCAGGAGCUGGUGCGUGAAAGAAAGUGCUUUCUGGAAGAAGGGCAGCAGGAGCUUGUCUGGGAAGCUCACCUGUAUUCCUGACUCUUGAUAGUUGGCGAUAGAACAGGCACUUUGUAAAUAUAAUUGAGUGGUUGGAAGAACAAUGCAUGUAAGUCUUUGACACCAUGAUAUCCAUCAGGCAAAGAAAAGGAGUAAAAACCACAGAAGUUUCUGAGGAUUUUGCAGCACAAGAAGAAAAUGUGAAGUUGGAAAAUAAAUUGCCAUCUGGUUGUACCAAUAGAAGAUUAUGGAAGAUUCUGUCAUUUAUGGUUGGAGGAACAGUUGCCCUUUGCAUUGGACUUCUUACAUCUGUCUACCUGGCCACUUUACAUGAAAAUGAUUUAUGGUUUUCUAAUAUUAAGGAAGUAGAGCGGGAGAUCUCCUUCAGGACAGAGUGUGGACUGUACUACUCCUACUACAAGCAGAUGCUGCAGGCUCCCACCCUCACACAAGGUUUUCAUGGCUUAAUAUAUGAUAACAAAACUGAAUCUAUGAGGACAAUUAACCUCCUUCAAAGAAUGAAUAUUUACCAAGAGGUUUUUCUCAGUAUUUUAUAUAGAGUUCUACCCAUACAGAAAUAUUUAGAGCCAGUUUAUUUUUAUAUUUACACUUUAUUUGGACUUCAAGCAAUCUACGUCACAGCUCUUUAUAUAACCAGCUGGCUCCUUAGUGGUACGUGGCUGUCAGGACUAUUAGCAGCUUUCUGGUAUGUCACCAAUAGAAUAGAUACUACAAGAGUUGAGUUUACCAUCCCAUUGAGGGAGAACUGGGCACUGCCAUUCUUUGCAAUUCAGAUAGCAGCAAUUACAUAUUUCCUGAGACCAAACUUACAGCCUCUUUCUGAAAGGCUGACACUUCUUGCCAUUUUCAUAUCAACUUUUCUCUUUAGUCUGACAUGGCAAUUUAAUCAAUUUAUGAUGCUGAUGCAAGCGCUAGUGCUGUUCAUACUGGACUCCUUGGACAUGCUGCCAGCAGUGAAGGCGACGUGGCUGUAUGGUAUACAGAUAACAGGUUUACUCCUGGUCUGCAUUCUUCAGUUUCUUAACUCCAUGAUUCUUGGAUCAUUGCUUAUUAGUUUUAACCUUUCAGUAUUAAUUGCAAGAAAACUUCAGAAAAAUCUGAAAACUGGAAGCUUCCUUAAUAGGCUUGGGAAACUUUUGUUACAUUUAUUUGUGGUUCUCUGUUUGACGCUUUUUCUCAACAACAUUAUUAAGAAAAUUCUUAACCUGAAGUCAGAUGAACACAUAUUUAAAUUUCUGAAGGCAAAAUUUGGGUUUGGAGCAACAAGAGAUUUUGAUGCAAAUCUGUAUCUUUGUGAAGAAGCUUUUGGCCUCCUGCCUUUUAAUACAUUUGAAAGGCUUUCAGAUACUCUGCUUUUUUAUGCUUACUUAUUUGUUCUGUCCAUCACAGUGAUUGCAGCGUUAGCUGUUGCCUUCCACAAUCUCAGUGAUUCUACAAAUCAACAAUCCAUGGGUAAAGUGAGAAAGUGCACAAUCGGCCUGAAACCAGAAACUGCCUACAACUUAUUACAUACCAUUCUGUUUGGAUUCUUGGCCUUGAGUACAAUGAGAAUGAAAUACCUCUGGACGUCACACAUGUGUGUGUUUGCCUCGUUUGGCUUAUGCAGCCCUGAAAUAUGGGAGCUACUUCUGAAGUUGAUACGUCUUUAUAACCCAAAGAGGAUCUGUAUAAUGCGAUAUUCAGUACCGAUAUUAAUACUGCUGUAUCUGUGCUAUAAGUUCUGGCCAGGAAUGAUGGAUGAACUCUCCGAGUUGAGAGAAUUCUAUGAUCCAGAUACAGUGGAGCUGAUGAACUGGAUUAACUCUAACACUCCAAGAAAGGCUGUGUUCGCUGGAAGCAUGCAGUUGCUGGCCGGAGUUAAGCUGUGCACGGGAAGGACCUUGACCAACCACCCGCACUAUGAAGACAACAGCCUGAGAGAGCGAACCAAAGCGGUUUAUCAGAUAUAUGCCAAGAGGUCUCCAGAGGAGGUGCAUGCCCUCCUGAGGUCCUUCGGCACUGACUACGUGAUUCUGGAAGACAGCAUCUGCUAUGAGCAGAGGCACCACCGGGGCUGCCGGCUGCGCGACCUGCUGGACGUCGCCAAUGGCCACAUGAUGGAUGGCCCAGGAGAGAAUGAUCCUGAUUUGAAACUUGCAGGCCACCCUCGCUUCUGUGAAGAGAUAAAGAGAAACCUGCCUCCCUACGCAGCAUACUUCACUCGAGUGUUUCAGAACAAAACAUUCCACGUUUACAAGCUGUCCAGAAACAAGUGACAGAGCUUUCUGCUCAAGCUCUACUUUUGAUAGGUGAAACCCCAUCAGAGAGAAACUGAGUAGAUAGCAUUUCACAUGUAGUUAGGCAGCUGCUCCUUACAGCUGUGAUAUGAGCAAGUCUGCAGAUGUUUGCACAGCGUCACCAUCUUUGAAAGCAUCUUAUAUAAGCUUAAGUCUUUUUCGUCUUGUCUCAUUAAUGUUCUUUAGCCUAAAUGUUCUCAGCUUUCUAAGAGUGGUCUAGAAUUUUGUUGUGGGGUUACAGUAAGUGUUCCAUAGGUAGCCUGAACAGCCGCAUAUCAUGUUGGAAAUCCAGGGCCUGUUCAGGAUUUGACAUACUUGUAAUUUUCAGUUGACUUAAGACAGCUAUGGUUGAAUUGAAUUGAGGGGAUGCAUAAUUAAGUUAUUUAAUAUCAUUUCACUAAUGAAGACCAAUUGGUAGCUUUUUUAAAAAGCUUUUUAUUGUCCUGUUUCACCUAAAAAUUUUAUAAUGUUUUCCAAGUGUCGUGCUUUUAAUAUUUCAAAAAAAUCAUGUCAAGUCUUUGUAUGUAUCUAAAACUUUUUGUUGUGCUCUGUCUGCAAUGUAAUGCAUAGCACCUCAGUAGUGUGUGUCAUGUGCCGUUUGUGUGUGUGUGUGUGUGUGUGUGUGUGUGUGUACAUGCGCAUGUGCGUGCAUGUUUUAUUGCUGGACACAGAAAAGUCUUAGAAGUUCCAUACUGUAAGUCCUUAAAGGAACAGAAAUGUUACAUAGCCAGGUAGAAUUUGUUACUGUUUAGUAUUGUUUUAAAACCUAUUGAUACUAUUUAACCUAUCCUGCAAAUAAGAAAAUUUUUCUUUAUUUCUUACUCAUUUAAAUUUACUGGGUUUGCAAAAUUUUGUAAACUUUCUGUUUUUAGCCUUUGUAUUUUCUACAGCCUAGAACCUUGCAAAGUCUGAAUAUUUUUUAAAUGUUGUAUCUUAACUGAUUCACUAAUACAAUAUUUUUGGCAGAGAGCAUUUUCAUACCAAGUUUGAUUUGUGGUCUCCAAUCUUCCUGUGAGGGCCCUGGUGGCGUUUUCCUUUUCCAUACUAAACAGUAACCAAGUGCCUCUGAGUCAUGCUGAUUCGUAAACAACGAAGAGGGUUAUGUGUACCUGCUCAAGAAUUUUUGGUAAUUGCUGUUAUAAUUAAUUUCUAAUGAUGGGAACAUGUAAAAGUUGCUGAUAAGAGCGUAUCGUGCAUUUAAUUAAAUCAAGAUGGCUAAUGAAAUUA
Messenger RNA from Diceros bicornis minor, 3688 nucleotides. RefSeq names its product dpy-19 like C-mannosyltransferase 3 (gene DPY19L3). Gene Ontology annotation, molecular function: mannosyltransferase activity. Gene Ontology annotation, cellular component: nuclear inner membrane. Lineage: Eukaryota; Metazoa; Chordata; Mammalia; Perissodactyla; Rhinocerotidae. The coding region runs from base 290 to 2440 and encodes 716 amino acids. The record is from RefSeq and is a predicted model, not a curated record. The transcript has 20 exons.